Molecule: messenger RNA, 963 nt
Organism: Salvia hispanica
Lineage: Eukaryota; Viridiplantae; Streptophyta; Magnoliopsida; Lamiales; Lamiaceae
Source: RefSeq, a predicted model, not a curated record
AUGGGGCUAUGGAAAGCGCAAUGUUUGAACCAGAUUCUCGCAGGUAUUCGUGCAAUACAAGAGCAAGAGCAGGCCGAAGAGCAGGUCCCGAGGCCCAUCCACCACCGGACAUCCGUCCGUCGAGAGCAUGGCUUAGCUCAUCAACAUUUGUUCGAGGACUACCUCGCUGAUGAGCCCCGGUGGGGACCGACGGUUUUUCGCCAACAGUUUAGGAUGCGGCAAGAACUGUUUCUCCACAUUGUUCACACAAUGGAGGCCCGCGACGAGUACUUCCAGCAGCCACAAGAUGCGGCCAACAGAAUCGGUCUAUCCCCGCUCACGAAUUGCAGGGUUGCGCUUCGUCAGUUGGCAUACAGCACCACAACGGACAUGUUCGACGAGUAUCUUCACGUCGGGGAUACAACUGGACAAGAGUGUCUGAUAAAAUUUUGUGAGGGCAUGAUUGACGCUUUCAACGCCUCAUAUUUGCGCAAACCGAAUGUCGAAGAUUGCCAGUUCCUGAUGAGGAUUCACGAUAGGGUGCACGACUUUCCUGGAAUGUUAUGGAGCAUUAAUUGUAUGCACUGGGAGUGGAAGAAUUGUCUGGCAGCGUGGAGAGGCCAAUUCACCUGUGGGUAUAAGGGUACCCACCGGACGAUGAUACUUGAAGCCAUCGUUGACCAUCGUCUUUGGAUUUGGCAUGCUUACUUUGGCGUGACGGGGUCAAACAACGACAUCAACGUGCUGAACACGUUGAGUUUCUUCACCGAGCAAUGCAAUGGCAACGGUCCGGUUAUCCAGUUCACUGCCAAUGGCCGACAACAUCAUAUGAGGUACUACUUAGCCAAUGGCAUAUACCCGAGAUGGUCAGUUUUCUUGACUGCCCAACGGAUGCGAAGAGAGCCCUUUUUGCACAGUGGCAAGAGUCUGCACGGAAGGACGUGGAGCGAGGAUUCGGUCUGCUUCAAGCACGUUGGGCAAUAG